Molecule: messenger RNA, 954 nt
Organism: Phytomonas sp. EM1
Lineage: Eukaryota; Euglenozoa; Kinetoplastea; Trypanosomatida; Trypanosomatidae
Source: the annotation of a GenBank genome assembly
GUCUCAAAAAAAUUAUUAUCAUACUAAGUCCCUCCAAAAAAAAAUGGCUUCUGGAGGCUCUGUUAUCGCUUUCAAGUAUGAUGGAGGGGUCCUUCUCGCCUCGGAUACGCUGCUUUCCUAUGGUUCACUCGCCAAGUGGCCUAAUAUCCCUCGUAUCAAGAUUAUCGGAUCCUACUCCGCGAUUUGCGGUACCGGCGACUACGCUGACUUUCAGUAUAUGUCGUCCCUAGUCGAGAACAAUAUUAUACGUAAGCAAAUGUAUUCCAAUGUGGAUGAACUUGGCCCGAGCGAGAUCUUUUCCUUUUUGCACCGCAAAAUAUAUGAAAAGCGCUGCGAUUUCGAGCCCUGUUUAUGUCAUUUUGUGUUUAUUGGCUGCCGUGAUGGUGAAACGUUUUUGGGUGGCGUUGAUGACGUAGGAACAAGGUGGACGGAUGAUUGCGUGGCGAUGGGUUACGGCGCGCAUCUCGCGAUUCCGCUCAUCCGUGACGCGCUUGAAAAAAAUCCAAACGGCUUGCCAAGAGAAAAAGCGGUGGAACUGAUGAAGGAUUGUCUUCGCAUCGUCUUUUAUCGAGAGUGCCGAUCUAUCAACAAGUUUCAGAUAGCGGAUGCUACAAAUGAUUCUGUUUCAAUCAGCGAGCCAUUUAGUGUGGAUACAAAUUGGGAUUUUGAAGGCUUCUCCUUUGCAAAGACUGCCAUUAUUUCUUAGAGCUUUGGGGAAAAAAAUGUGAAAAGAGAGAAACGUCUUAACGCAAGGAACUGGGGUCGAGCAGAGCUCAUGUUCAGGAUAAAUACAACACUAUUAUGAGACUGUUUCUGAUAAAUGAUAAGAGAUAAGUGUAUUUGAUGCUGCGCGGGUUUAAGUAAGGGAACAUAUAAAAAGGAAGCCAUAUAUUCAAUCUGUUCAUCGCAUUUUUGAUCAAGCUAUGUUAUCUUGUUUGUUUUGUUGUGAGUAAA